AGCGUCCAAGUGCGAGAGAUAUAACCGCCGUGACUUGCAUGAGCCAAUCGCAUUUCCGGUGCGCGGUCGCGAGGCGAUCAGAAUACUCACAAUAUUCUGAUCCCCUUCAGAUUGAAAACGCCUUUGUUUGCAACGCUGCCCGUCGCUUCGCAAUUGGCGCGCACUUCACUCAUAUCGCGGUGAAACGUAGGCACGCAGUUGACUAGCUGAAGGUGAAGGCGGAAGCGCUGAAGCACGGUGUGCAUUGCAUUCGGCAUAGUGGCUGGGGCGUUGGGGUCAAACAUGGCGGACGCUGGUUGUGGAACUUCAGAGACUGCGGACGCAGUUCACCGCGUCAAGUAUUCGCCCUGCCGUGUUCUCCCUGCUGGCGAACACGUCGCGUCCAUAACCGUUCGCGACGCACUCGCCGAGUGGAAUGACGACUCUGCCGGGUACGGCGUGCCCUGCGAGAUUGGCCAUUUCUCCGUGCAAGGGGAAAGGCGCGAGUACGUCGACGGUGCGUGCUCACCGCUGUACCUGCAUGUACCAGUCCCGUGGGGUCCCUUUUGGAACCUGGACAGCGGAUACGAAAAUGCACAGCGCAGAGUCAGGGAAUACAUGCCACCGACGCAUGACCUACUUCGCUGGGUUAUUCGCAACAAAGACAAAGUGGUGACGCCUUCGUCGGCGUGGGAAACGCAGAGCCCAAGCACAGAUUUUAUCUGCGAUCUGCAAAUCCUGAAAGUGCUGCUGAGUACGCCGUUCCAGGAAAAGCUACCCUGGCAGAUAGUGGCGUGUCGGCGUGGAGGCUUACUGUACAUGUACUACGCCCCCAUGAAAGGACAGCAGCUCCUCAAUAACAGCCGGGUCUUGAAAAAGAAUCGCCAACGCUACUGGAGGAGAAACUUUUACUACAGACUGACCACCACCGAACCGGGAGCUGCACCCGAAGAGGAUGAUGUAGCCGGGGAAGGCAAUUCAUACAACGUCGUCCUCCGCUGCCAACUUGGACCACACUCCAUCGUGCUAGGAGCCGACACGAAAGCAGUGGACAUCUCUGUUCAGUGCGAUCCAGGUUCCACGGCUGGCUACGUCGCGAUGAAGACAUGUGGCGAGCGCAAGACUACGGCGCAGCAGAUGAGCUUUUGCAGGAACACGUUGCUGGGGAUGUGGGCCCUUGCCCGCCUGGCCGGUGCCCCAAAGGUUCUGUGCGGCUUCAUCGACGAUGAUGGGAUUCUGUUCAGCAUCCUGAAUUAUGACGUUAGCACGAUUCCGGAGAUGGCAAAAGGACAGUGGUCUGAAGUCAUAGUCAUGAAAUUCGGCCAAGAGAUGCUUUCCUUCAUCAAAGAGCAUGUUAAAGAGAAUGAUGAGAGGAGUGUCUACCUUUUCGAGUACGUGCCAUCUUCCCGCGAGGUCGUCUGCAAGCGCCUAACCGAUCCCGGGAGUCGAUAUGGUUUCCCAGAUUGGUUCCUAGCGGGUUUCGAAGGCUGUUGAAGCGUCCAAACCAGCUGCGCGUCUCAUCCCGCCUCACACGGUUCUUUUAUGACAGCAUUUUUUCUGAAGGCUUAUUUCUAAGACAAAGGGUCUCGUAUUUUCUGGUCACCGCGCAAAAUCUCUUAGUGUAAUUCCUUCAAAUGUACGAUGGCCUACAUUGGCUCAUAAAAGGUGCAAAGCGCAUUGGUUGUCUGUCACUUUUUUUUCAACUUGUCACUGGUAUUUAUAAAUUGAGAGCUUGUGAUUUUUACACGUGAUUACAGCCCUCUACAAACCGUACAAUAUUUCUGUGAAUUACAGUGCAACGCAAACACAUGGUUACAGGUAUCGUAAUACUCAUUUCGGAGGAAGGCAUAAAAGUAAAACAU
Dermacentor silvarum is the source of this 1841-nucleotide messenger RNA. RefSeq lists its product as uncharacterized. The record is from RefSeq and is a predicted model, not a curated record. Gene Ontology annotation, cellular component: cytosol; nucleus. Bases 283 to 1473 code for a protein of 396 amino acids. Gene Ontology annotation, biological process: NAD-cap decapping; nuclear-transcribed mRNA catabolic process. Gene Ontology annotation, molecular function: mRNA 5'-diphosphatase activity. Lineage: Eukaryota; Metazoa; Arthropoda; Arachnida; Ixodida; Ixodidae. The transcript is spliced from 7 exons.